AUGGCACCGAAAACCAGCGGAAAGGCCGCCAAGAAGUCCGGCAAGGCCCAGAAGAACAUCGCCAAGGGAGACAAGAAGAAGAGGAAGGUCCGCAGGAAGGAAUCCUAUGCUAUCUACAUCUUCAAAGUGUUGAAGCAAGUCCACCCUGAUACCGGAAUCUCGUCCAAGGCCAUGAGCAUCAUGAACAGCUUCGUCAACGAUAUCUUCGAACGUAUCGCUGCUGAAUCCUCUCGGCUGGCUCACUACAACAAGCGCUCGACCAUCACAUCCCGCGAAAUCCAGACUGCCGUCCGUCUGCUGCUUCCGGGAGAGUUGGCCAAGCACGCCGUCUCUGAAGGAACCAAGGCUGUCACCAAGUACACUAGCUCCAAGUAA
Uranotaenia lowii is the source of this 375-nucleotide messenger RNA. Its product is annotated as histone H2B. Gene Ontology annotation, molecular function: structural constituent of chromatin; DNA binding; protein heterodimerization activity. Gene Ontology annotation, cellular component: nucleosome. Bases 1 to 375 code for a protein of 124 amino acids. Lineage: Eukaryota; Metazoa; Arthropoda; Insecta; Diptera; Culicidae. The transcript has a single exon. The record is from RefSeq and is a predicted model, not a curated record.